Seminavis robusta is the source of this 1227-nucleotide messenger RNA. The record is from the annotation of a GenBank genome assembly. NCBI's taxonomy places the organism in Eukaryota, Bacillariophyta, Bacillariophyceae, Naviculales, Naviculaceae.
AUGCCACCCAAGACACGACGUCUGAUUCACCAAGUCACUUCCGAUUACAUUUAUGGAGUUCAGGGAAAGGAGCAGCAGAUACUGCUACAGCAACAACCCAAAGUCGAUUUUAUGGAUCUAGUCGAGUCGGAAUAUGACGUUCUGUCCCCUGGAGUCUCCAUGGCUGUUGCCAAUUACACCUUUGAUGGGGAUAGCAGUGUCGAAGAACAAAUGGUCAUUUGUGUGGCUUCCAUGGUAGUCCUGUACCAGCUACCCAAGGAAAUUACUCUGCAAUUGGCAGACCAUCUCCUCAGAUCAUCCUCCACCGGCCACAAUCAAGCCCUGGCAAACUUUCAAUCGGCAUUUCGAAAAGGUGGAUGGGACAUGGUCGUCUUUCCCAAGGGACUGGGAAUGAGGGUCAAACGAGAUGGUCCAAGUCACUUCUUUCCUGCAUCCAAGCUACCCUGGAGGUCCAGAUCCACUCGUAAAGCUGCCGAGGCUGCAGAAAUGGGAAUCUUGGCCGCAUCCAACACCAAGGCACCACCACAAAACAUCAAAACCAAGGAAGAAUUCCUGGUGGAAAUUGAACAGGAAAUGCGUAUAGACAACAACCUGGAAAGCAGAAAACGACAAUUAUCCGAACGGGUGGCCAGUAGGGCAUGGUCCAUGCUCGAAGAUGCCAUGCCUUCGUUCCCAUCUCACCGAUUCGGUGGGGCAUGGAGCAAGGUCAAGCAUGCCGUCAUGGAAUCGUCGUACGCCUUUUCCAAUAAUAGAGCAUGGAAGAAACUAUGCACAACAAUGGAAACUCAGUACAAGAAACUCAAAGGUGCGGGCAGAGCAGGGCUCAUCGCCUACUGCUUUAUGAAUUUUUGUCUCUACACGGUCGGUAUGACCUGGCAGUGGAGGAGAAUGACAUUGGAACCAGCCACGGCAGGAGCUUCUUUGGUGUCACUGACACUGAGAAACUUUGUCAAGGUUUUCAUGACGGUGUACAUGUCAGCAGCAGUCUUCAAGUUGGCCCGAAUCGGCAUAUCGCUCGCUUUGGCGCCGGCGGCUGGUCGUGUACUUCAAUUUACACAGCGAAAGCUCAGGGUAUCAGAAAACACGGCCGUCGCAAUUCUCAUCGCUCUCUUGGUCAAAACAUUCUUGGGGACAUUGGCAAUAGUAUGUCUAGGUGAUUCUGCUCUACGGAAGGCACUGCCUGUUCCAACUCAAGCUACGCAAGCUCUAGAAGCACUAUCAAUAUAG